This is a messenger RNA of Closterium sp. Naga37s-1, 1224 nucleotides long. Lineage: Eukaryota; Viridiplantae; Streptophyta; Zygnematophyceae; Desmidiales; Closteriaceae. The record is from the annotation of a GenBank genome assembly.
AUGGUGCACGCACCCGCAUCUGUCGUGACGCCUCCUGUCGCGCCGUCAACACCAUUCCCCAGCGCGAUCAAUCCGGAAAGCCAGCCAACGGUGCAAGCCCCGCCAGACCCUAGAGAAGCAUUAGUUGUCGGUUUGGACUCUCGGGCGCGAACAGACGGCCCAUCGUUGAACGCGGUUGCCGGUGGUUUAGGGCGUGCGGUGAAUGGUGGAGCGGGGAUGAAUGCAAGCGCGCGUGCACAUUCACCGCCAAUAUGGAAUGUGAACUCCCUGUUGCCAGGAAACCCCGACGUCCACAUCCGCACCCCCGCGCAACCGGCUGUAGCGGACGCGACUGGUGUAGGUGGGCAACCACAUGCGAACGCGGGGAACGCUGGGCGUGGAGCGGGUGCAGGAGGAAACGCGGGAAGGGGAAGAGGGACUGGUGCGAGAUGGAACGCGGGAAGAGGCACUGGUGCGAGAGGGAACGCGGGAAUAGGGACUGGUGCGAGAGGGAACGCGGGAAUAGGGACUGGUGCGAGAGGGAACGCGGGAAGAGGGACAGGGGAGAGAGGGAACGCGGCUAGAGGGAGAGGUGCGAGAGGAAGGAGUGUGAGAGUGAGCGCAGGAUGUGGGACAGGUGUGGGAUCGAACGGGGAUAGUGCGAACGGGCAGGGAGCGCAUGGGGUGACUGGUAACGGCGGCAGGGGUACCGGUUACGGGCGUAUAAGGAGGCGGCGAGUCGAUGUCGUGCCGCACACGGCACGCAACGGCUCCCGGGAGGGGAGCGAGGGGGCAAGCGACGAGGAUGACGAGGACGACGAUGACGAUGCGGACGUUAGUUGGAAUGACGAUGACGAAAACUACCUAUCGAACUCGCUGUCCGCGCUCAACGAGGAGGAGGCGGAAGACAACGAACGGGUGCGGGGUACGCGGAGGGACAUUGAGGCCACGCUGAAGAAGUAUCGCGGUUGGGCCAACGAGUACAAGCAGUUCAUGGCUCACGAGCUGCCUAAAUUGGACGCGGGUAGGUUUGGUGAGGAGGCCGCGUUGAGAAACGCGAACCCCGACGAGAUAGGGGCCGCGCUUGAACAGAACAUGGGUGGUGACUGGAAGCUGGCGGAGGGCGACGAGCAGUGGUUCCACGGCCCUGAGACGAAUCCGUGGCGCUUACGCAAAUACGUCACCUUCCUCGCGAACGAGACAGUCGCGCAGGCGAACAGGAUGGCCACACUCAAGCGGCCAUAG